Molecule: messenger RNA, 594 nt
Organism: Schistosoma haematobium
Lineage: Eukaryota; Metazoa; Platyhelminthes; Trematoda; Strigeidida; Schistosomatidae
Product: Ribonuclease T2
Exons: 7
Molecular function (GO): RNA binding; ribonuclease T2 activity
Source: RefSeq, a predicted model, not a curated record
CUUCCUCUACCGAAAGUAUUAAAUAAUUUCACCAUACAUGGGUUGUGGCCCAAAAUUUUGCUUGACAAAGAUCCUCACUGUAAACCAAAGGAACAAUUUAAUAUUACAAAAAUACAGGAUCUACUUAAAGACCUAGAAAGACUGUGGCCGAGUUUGAAAGACUACAGCAAACCAGAAUCAUUUUGGAAACAUGAAUUCUCCAAACAUGGUAUGUGCGUGCAUGAGGAUCCCAAAAUAAAAAAUCAGCAUGGGUACUUUGAGUUUGGCCUUAAUCUGAUGAAGAGGUUCAAUAUACUGGAAUUUUUAAAAAAACAUGGGAUCAUACCACAUGUUUCCCAACAAUAUGAAACACGAAAAUUACAAGACAUUUUCGAGAGUGAAUUUCGACACAAUGUUUCUUUAUAUUGCACCGAUAAGAAAGGACAGAAAGGAGUACAACGCCUGGAAGAGAUUUGGAUGUGCUUGGAUCCUGAUCAUCAACCCAUUAACUGCCCACCAAUUAGCAAGUGUUCAACUAAUUUUACUUUUCCUCCAUUUCCACAUUUGCCUUGUAAUACUUUAAAAUAAGAUGAAAAAUAAAAGCAUUAAUCAUGU